CUCUUCUCGUAUAGAAGCCUUUAGACUCUUUUCUGCAUCCUUCUCUUGUUAACUCUUGAUCUCUUUCUCUCUCUAACAGGGCACUCUCUCUCUCUCUCUAACAGGCUCUCUCUCUCUCUACUAUAUAUAUAUAUAUAUAUAUAACAAGCUACUUGCUUUCUCGCUCUUUGCAAUUUAUCUGUGAUUGUUAAACUCUUCCUUUUCUCUCUCUACUCGCUUCAGUAGUUCUAGCUAUACGCUCUCUUGUAUGGCUAUGACUCCUUUGGUCUCGAGAAAUCUGGUGAGAAGGGGUUUGAGUCUCUCAGAGCGUGGGUAUGGUGCUAUAAAUGGUGAGGAAAGGCAGUUGAUGGGUGGUGGGAUUCGUCGGUUCACGAAAUCAACAGCUGAUAAUCCAAAAGACGUAGCCGUCACAGAAAGAUCAAGGCCACUAUGCAACAGGCGUCGAAGAGGAUCAUGGAGGAGUGGGAGGGACCUCGCCCCCUUCGGUUUUAAUGAUGUCUUUGCCCCAAUUUCAUUUGGGUCAACAAUGGAACUAGCACUGGAGAAUCUAAACAGUUUGUUCGGUAACUUGACGCUCUCUCGUGCAACCGACGAUUUCGUGAUGCCUUUCAGUGCAACCGACGAGUUGAUCGGAGGCUUCACGCCGUCAUACCAGAUCACCGAGGAUGACAAAGCCUACAAAUUAAGGUUUGAAAUGCCAGGUUUGAGCAAAGAGGACAUUAAGGUCACAAUAGAGGAUGGUAACCUAGUGAUCAAAGGGGAGCACAAGGAAGAAGAGGGGGAUGACACAAAGAAAUAUGGGUAUUACAACACUAGCCUACGUUUGCCUCAGGAUGCAAAAUUAGAUGAAAUCAAGGCUGAGAUGAAGCAUGGUGUGCUCCAAUUGACAGUGCCCAAAACUGAAACAAGUGCAAAAGAUGUGAAGGAGGUGAAAAUAGAAUAGAAAUGCAGUAAAUACACUUGUGGAAGAUUAGGUUUUGGUGAGUUAUCUUUCCAACACAUCAAGUUUGCUAGAAAUAAAAGUGUGAUGUAGUUAUGUAGGAGUAUAUGCUUUUGUAUUAAGCUUCAAAGUCUAGGUAAAAUAUGGUGUGUAUUUUUUUUUAUUAAGCUUCAAAGUCUAGGCGAAAUGUGUGUGUGUUUUAUUCUCAUUUUCUUCACUGGAAGUGUGACAAUUUACUCAUUUUCUUCAUUGGAAGAAGUGUGAUAAUUUACUUA
This is a messenger RNA of Amborella trichopoda, 1215 nucleotides long. RefSeq names its product HSP20-like chaperones superfamily protein. NCBI's taxonomy places the organism in Eukaryota, Viridiplantae, Streptophyta, Magnoliopsida, Amborellales, Amborellaceae. Gene Ontology annotation, biological process: response to heat. The record is from RefSeq and is a predicted model, not a curated record.